UACCGCCCAAUGGAAAGUGAAAGUUAUAAAAACAGUUAGAUGGUAAACUGGUGAAAGUUGUACAGUUCUGCAUAUUAUUGUUUUCGGUGUAUUAAAUGACGAAUCUUGUUUGUAGUUUUUGUGAAUAAGAGCACACAUUGUGAUCCAGGAUGAAAGGACAGCUGUUACUUCAUCUUUUUUUCCAAGUUUUUGGGGUUUUCGUGUUUGCUGAUGUUUGGAAGGUAAAAGUAGAGCACGAAAUGAAAGCUUUGGUCUCAUCUUGUGUUGUGCUGCCCUGUACAUUCCAAUACCCCCAAACAAGACAGCCCUCUGCUCGUACAAGAGGUAUUUGGCACAAAAAAGACAAAUGGGAUGACUACGUCUAUUAUGAGGAUGAAACAAGAGUCUUAGACAAUUUCAAGGGUCGCACCAGACUGGUUGGACGACUGGGUGAAUUAAACUGCUCACUGGAGAUCGAUGAAGUCAAAGACCAUGACAACGGCCCAUUUUGUUUUAGAGUUGAAUUAGAGACAUCAGAAAAAAACAGAUACUCCUUUGUGGAAAAUUGUGUACACAUUAGUAUGCUUGAGAAAGCCUUACAACCGGAGCUGCAUUCUGAUCUGGCUGUACAGGAGGGUCAUCCUGCGAUCUUCAGAUGCUCUGUCAGGCACACCUGCCCCUCCCACCAGCCCACUCUCACCUGGAAUCACAAUGGCCAUAACAUGAUGAGCUAUAAGGACAUGGGUCAUGGGAACUGGGAAGUUGAGUCUAUUCUGUCCUUCACACCCACAAAAGAGGAUGAUCACAGCGAUAUCAUGUGCACAGUCAGUUACCAUGGUGUCAAGGAUAAAUUUGUAGCCAGCCGUCCCAUCUUUGUGAAAGCAGAACAAACUGAUGUCAACCACAUCCUGAUUCCAGUCUUCUUUGGUCUUGGAGCCACUCUUCUGGCUGGAGGACUGUGUUUCUUUAUAGGCAAAAGAUGCAAUGCCACUCCAGCACCUACGGCUAGAUAUACAUGUGUGGUGGAAACUCAUGCUGACAUACAGAGGCCUCUUGACUCAGCCGCGCCUCAAAACAAGGUCCUUUAUAUAUAGCAAUAAUGUAUAUGUGCACACACACAUGCACGCACACACACACACACACACACACACACACACACACACACACACACACACACACACACACACACACACACACACACACACACACACACACACUCACACACUCACACACACACACACACAUACAGUACUGUGCAAAAGUCUUAGGCCACCAUGCUACCAUUAGAUGUGUUGUUUUUGCAAUGUUAUAGUGAUCAUAAUAUAAUUGUUUCCCAGUCUCUUUUAUAGAAUACAUCCAGAAAAUACAGGAAAUGUGUAUGUAGCAUUAAAAACUGUAUAAAAAUGUAAACUGAUGUGUCAAGUUUUUAAGGUAAACUCCCCUUCCACUUGAACAAUAGCAGGAAAGUGCAGGAUCUCUUAAACCUAAAUAAAAUUACAUCCUAAUUUCUAAUUUUCAAGAAAUUAGUAUUUUUACUUCAUUCUGCUCAAAAAUGUCAAGAUGUGUUCAGUGCCAAGAGAGGUCACACUUAACACAGACGAUGCCUAAAGAAGAUAUUUAGUCCUGAAAAUUAUUUUUUUAUACAUAUUUUCAGUAUGUUCUGUUUGUAAAACAACAAGGUGGUGGUGGUGGCCUAAGACUUUUGCACAGUACUGUAUAUAUGCACCCAAUAUAUAUACAUUAUAACUUGUUAAAGACCUGUUUGUGUAUAAUAAUUACACUAUAUUUGAAAGGGCCAAAUAUCCACACUAACAUGCUUACAUUCAAUUUAUUGUAUUUUAUUUGCAUAUUUUAUACCUUUAAUUUACUCUUGUUGUAUCUUGUGUUGUAGUCUGCAUUGUCUUCACAAAUAAUAGUUUAUAUAAAUAAUAGUUUCCAUUUUAAAGAUUUUUAACAUCAUCCUAAAUCAUUGUAAAGCAGUAAAUAUUGAUUGUUUUUCCUUAGUAGGCUAAUACAAUCCAAGAAUAUGUGUUGUAUUACAGUUUUUUUCGAUUGCUAAACGUCAGUGGGCACAACUGGAGUCACAUGUGCAAAACUCUAACUACAGUCUGCACAGCAGCAGUUCAUGUGGACCAAACUCUAGUUCGUUUUUCAUUGGUUAAACACAGUUUUCAAAACUUUACACACUUAUCCCAUGACUUUAACCACAACCUGCACAACACUGUGGAUUUACAGCACUUUGUUCAAAUGCUAACACACUGCUGUCAAAACUGUGAACCACACAUUCAAAACAGAAUUGAUUUCAGCCUUGUGCCUUUCAAACACUGCUGAUUGCAAUUUCAUAUAAAUAUAAAUUCCAAUUUCAUUUAUAUAUUUCAUUUAUAUAUAAUAUUACUUUUUAUAUAAAUAUGAUAGGUAGAGCUUAGAAAGACAAAUUUUGGAAAUGGAACAAGGAAGACGGGUUCGUGGAGGGAGAAGGGUGGCAGGUAGUGGCCUGAUGCUAGAGAAAGGCAGGAUUAGCUCCUCAAUUAUUUGUUUGAAUUACAGUAUGUACUUUUAGUUUCUACCUUUUUUCCUCAUUACUAUAAUUCCAUAAACUACUACAGACUACUGAAGCAAACUGCAAAUUUCAUUUACCUUAAAGAAUUGUUCUGGUCAAAAAAUUUAAAUAAAUCAUGUGAUAAAUCAAUCAAUAAAUACAUCAUUAUUUGAAGAAAAUAUUACUUUGUAUGAAGUCACUGAAAUUGUUCAAACUGUAAAGAUAAAAAUUAGUAAUUUCUGUAUUGGUGUUUGAUGUUAGUGUUUUUCCUCUCAGUGUGUUGUGAGUGACAGUGUGUGUUAUCUCAGUGAGGGUUGUGUUUAGUGUUUGGCUGAACUGAGCUGUUUUGAGUCAUGUGUUAAGAGUUGUGCUCAGGUGACUUUUGGUAUUGCAGGUUGUAGUUAGAGUUUUGCACAUGUAGCUCCAGUUGUGCCCACUGACGUUUAGCAAUCGAAAAAAAACUGUAAAGUAAAGCAAUUUGUUUUUAUCUGUUUUACUUAUAUGUGUAUAAGUACAUUUAGUUUUACUUCAUUAAGUUGUGUUUUGGGAUAAAGGACAUGUCUGUAAAAUUAACAGAAAAUUACCAGCAUAUUGUCUAUUAUUUUUUUAUUACAGUGCAUUACUCCUGUUAAAUAAGGUCAGAGUGAACAUUAAAAUGCAAUGCGACUUAGAUUAUUCAAUAAACCAUUUUCAUUGUA
This is a messenger RNA of Paramisgurnus dabryanus, 3216 nucleotides long. Its product is annotated as myelin-associated glycoprotein-like. The record is from RefSeq and is a predicted model, not a curated record. Lineage: Eukaryota; Metazoa; Chordata; Actinopteri; Cypriniformes; Cobitidae.